Molecule: messenger RNA, 1379 nt
Organism: Chaetomium fimeti
Lineage: Eukaryota; Fungi; Ascomycota; Sordariomycetes; Sordariales; Chaetomiaceae
Product: kinase-like domain-containing protein
Exons: 2
Coding region: 107-1081 (324 amino acids)
Source: RefSeq, a predicted model, not a curated record
UGUUGGUUGACCGAAUAAUUAGGUCCAAACUUCUUUCUCCCAACAAUCCACCUGGAUAUUUUGCAUACCUAUUUUCAUCCACGGACAAACCCCAAUCAGUCACACAAUGUUCUGUGAAAUGGACCCUCCCAUUGAAGUCUCCGUCGCUCGAGCCAACCCUUGGCGGUGGACCCUGGGCUCCUUGAUUGUCUGCGAAAAGGCCGACGAUCCGGGACUGAAGCCCGGGGACACAAUAGCCGACUGGCGAGAUGGCGACAGCACUUUCUACCUCCGAAAGAGCUUGCCACACGAGUUGUUGGGGAACGAUACGGAGGCCGAUAGGAUCCAUGUCGGGGGAACUUCGUCCGCGGUUUGGCGUCUCGGUAACAAUGUAUUCUGCAAGGUCCGUGCCUGGUGUGAAGGCCUGGAGCUCGAAGCCAAUACGAUGCGGUUCGUGGAAGAGAAGGCCCCAGAAAUACCUAUCCCGGAGCUUGUUCAUACCUGGAUCGACCACGACCUCAAUAGGACCUUCCUUCUAACAAGGCGAGUUGAGGGGCAAACCCUGGAACGGGCAUGGCCGCAACUCUCGGCACUGCGUCGCACCCAGAUCGCCGACGACAUCGCGCGGUUCUGCGUUUCCUUGGCCGACAACACUUCGCCUCGGUUUGAAACGGUCACUGGAUACGGUGUUUACGAACCAAGGUUGAUGGAGAGCGCACCCAAACCCCACCCGACGUGGAAGCCGAGAACCCUUGGCCCGUUGUCACAAGAGGCGAUGCGUGCCUAUAUGGCCAAGAUCUCAACCGAACCUGCGCCAGAUAUUGACCCUCAGUUCCACUUCUAUCAUGCCGACCUCGGACCGACAAAUGUCAUGGUAUCCGAGGAUGGGGACCGCGUGACUGGGAUCAUCGACUGGGAAUCGGGGGCAUACUAUCCACGUUUCUGGGUAGCCACUAAGCCUGUGACUGCCGGGGCAUUCUACCUUGAAUGCGAGACUGACGAACCGAAGCUGUGGGGCCAACUCCUGGGCCAAGCACUCGAGGCAAAGGGUUAUCAGCGGUUGGACGCAGCGUUCCGCCGCUGGGAUAAAUCAGUCUCUUGACGAGGAGCGGGCUUGCAAAAUGCGCGCUGACGAGGUAAUCAUUGCGUUCCAACGAGAAAGGAACAGCUAGCUUCGUUCGAAGAUAUAUUGCCAAUUGCCAAUCCAACGAGUUUCCUCCACAGACGUGUACAGACUGGACUGACAGCGAAACCCAGCGCCGCGAUUCUGGAUACAGUACAUUUCCAAUUAGCUGCAGGCACUACUAGGAGAAAGCCACACCAGUUCUGCUUGCAAGAAGAUCUUAGCCUAUACUGCUCUGUCUUUGGACACCAUAUCGAGUUAGUUGUUAGGAUUGCCG